Messenger RNA from Argentina anserina (silverweed cinquefoil), 1787 nucleotides. RefSeq lists its product as uncharacterized. The transcript has 9 exons. The record is from RefSeq and is a predicted model, not a curated record. Bases 304 to 1659 code for a protein of 451 amino acids. NCBI's taxonomy places the organism in Eukaryota, Viridiplantae, Streptophyta, Magnoliopsida, Rosales, Rosaceae.
CAUUUAAAUUCCUGAAGCUCUACAUGUGUACGGACAUCUUCCCAUACCAGUGUUGUCCUCAUUAGUUAUGGAAGUUUCUCGUUCCCUAAUUCCUCUCAUUUCUUACUAUCUUCAUCGCCACUCUUCUUCUUUUACUGUUACUGCUGGAGUUGAUUCUCAUCAGCCUCAGCUCAAUUCCAUGGCUUCGUCUUCUUCUUCUUCCAUUUCCAGCUGUGAUCUCUCGUCGUCUGCGCUCUUUGAUUUGUAGGCGUUUCGUUUUACUGUGUUUGACUCAUUUUGACAUUUGAUUUUAAGCUAAAAUCAAUGGCGUGUCUGCCACCGCUGAUGACUAGUUCAACUGCUUUCUGCGGCGCUGACUGCGACGAUCGGCGGCCGUAUCGGUGCUUGAGGUAUGAUCGAUGGGAUAACUUUGAUGAGAAGGCCACGAAAUCGACACGAAGCAAGUGCCAGAGGAGGAAGAGGAGGAGGAGCCUUGUUGUUCUUGGCUCUGCUUCUUCUGCUUCUGCUUCUGCUUCUCCUCGUGCUCAAACUUAUCAGCAGGUUCUUAAAGCUGCGAGACAGAAGUUUACUCAGGAAAUCUCCUUCCAGUCCAAAGACAAGGAUGUCUCUCUCGCCAGGGCUCUGCUCUACAUAGCAGCUGAAGAUGAGGCUUUUAUGGCUUUUAAUCGCGAGAUGGAUGCUCUCUCAAUUAAUAGUGAACGAAAAGGUGUUUCUGGCCUAUCUAUGGCCCAAGACCUGGAGUGGAAUACUGUGGAGGGAAUGCCAUUGGCGGGAAAAAACAUUAAUGAGUGGCAGGCUGAACUGGAUGCCAUUGCCAAAGAAGUUGAAGCGGAGCUAAUUUCAAAAGACAUAGGUUGUCACUUGGCUCAAGUUUUGGAGGCAGUGAAUGUGGUUCUUUUUGAGUCAAGAGGCUUCAGAAGGUCACCCGUACUUGGAGAUGCAAACAAUUCGUACUUGCACUUAGUUUUAAGCUCUGGAAGUGGAAUUGCAAUGAUGCUGAGCAUUAUAUACAUUGAGGUUUGCCGAAGACUUCGUCUGACUAUAGUGGGAUCUCGAUUUGGUGAAGAAUUCUUGAUCUGGCCACAAACAGGAAAUCCAGAGGAGCUGUUCAAAGUAACUUCAGGAAAGAGUCUGUUUGCAAUUGUCAACGGGAGAUGUGUUGAAGAUCCUAAAUCUAAGGCAUCAGAUCUAACAAGCAAUUCACUGUCAGGGCUCGAGAUAGCUACUAACAGAGACAUUAUUGGGAUUGCUUUGGCCAAUCUUGUUAGGCUUCAUUGGAAACAUGCUUCAAGAUCAAAUCAUGGACUGAUGCUGACUUCUCCACUCAGGCAUGUUCACAAUACUCAUGAUAAACUGUACAAAUUCACUGAUUCAAAGGCUCCUCUGUUACGACCCCAAGAACUUAGGUUGGCCAUCAUGGCUUCAGAAAGAUUGCUGAUUCUGCAACCGCACAAUUGGGUUUUGAGGAGAGACCAUGGCAUGAUGUUAUACUACAAUAGGGAGUACGGGAAGGCUGUCCAAGAGCUUAGCAUAUGCAUGGCUUUUGCCCCAGAAGAAGAGGCAGAAGUUCUUGAACCAUUUGUUGAGAUGUUGCAUCUGCUGCGGCUUGAAUCAUCAUGGAAAUCUUUAGAGCACUCAAGUCAAGUGAAAGUCUCUUAACUCAUUGUGUACAUAACCGGCAAUCUCUGAGCUUACUUGAACUGCAUUUGCUACUGUUAAUUUGUACCAGAAUUCUUACCCGCAAAAAUGUAUAAUACCAUGAAUAUGCACGAACUAGGGUUGAUAUU